CAUCACAGUGAGCUAAUUGUCGACUGUUUGUUUCUCGCCAGUCUACCGUGACUAUAGGUUGGCUAUAAGGAGAUCUUUCGACGGCUUUUGGGACGCGUACCCUAUGUGUGCCGUCCUUCUAGGUGUUUACACUGAACCGGUAUGACGAAGUACAGAAGCCAAAGUAUAUAAGUAUAAGUACUGCUCUGUUCAGCUUGUCCAAACACUCUGUCAAACACUUCCCAUUCCCCACACAUAUGUCUGGUCAAUCUGCUCUUAUUUUUGGCGCAACUGGUUCCACUGGACGAUGUCUUCUCAAGGAGGUCUUGUCUUCAUCACACUUCACUCGUGUUGGAGAAUUCGGCCGUAAAGUGACGCCAGCUGAUCAGCUGGAGUCCGCUCCAGGCAGGCAGAAGCUUGAGCAGAAGACGAUUGACUUUGAAAGGCUGGAUCAGGCAGGUUUGAAGGAUGGACAUUGGGAUGUUAUAUUUGUGACGCUCGGGACUUCCAGAGCUGUCGCUGGCGCUGAUUUUGAAAAAGUUGACAGGGAAUAUGUUGUCAAUGCAGUCAAAGAGGCCAAGUCGACUGACCCUAAUCAUUCUCAGCGCAUAGUCUAUCUAUCGGCUUCAGGCGCAAACUCAUCGUCAACAUUUUUGUAUCCGAGGAGCAAGGGUUUGACCGAGCUUGCAUUGGCUGGCUUGGGAUAUAUGGACACCAUUGUAUUACGGCCUGUCUUACUAAAAGGUCGAACAGAUGCACGAGUUGGAGAGAUCGUUGCUGGUUUUGUGACAGGUGCCCUGUCGCAUUUUUCGUCGAAUAUGGAGAUUCAGGUGGCCCUACUUGCGAAAAGUAUGCUCAAUGCUGGUAUAUUGGGCUCUGCUGGAUUACAUACGGCGGUUGGAGCCCAGGAAGCGGGGAGAGAUGGUGUAUCUUUUACUGUUCUUGACAAUAAGGGCGCAGUAGCACUUGGGAAGAUGAACGUGAACAAAUAACUCUAGAUGGUAUUUUUGAACUUCCUAUGUUUCCCGUAUCAAUUUGUAAUCUGGGGGAUGGUAGUAUAAUGUUAUUCCAAGUUCUGGGCAGGGGUAGUAGAAUUCAGUAUGUCAGAACA
Messenger RNA from Serpula lacrymans var. lacrymans S7.9, 1090 nucleotides. RefSeq lists its product as uncharacterized. Gene Ontology annotation, biological process: import into nucleus. The record is from RefSeq and is a predicted model, not a curated record. The transcript has 8 exons. Bases 237 to 971 code for a protein of 244 amino acids. Gene Ontology annotation, cellular component: cytoplasm. NCBI's taxonomy places the organism in Eukaryota, Fungi, Basidiomycota, Agaricomycetes, Boletales, Serpulaceae.